AGUGGCCCAAAAUUACACGCAGCCUGCCCCUCCCAGACGCUCUCUGCCCUCGCUCCCCUUCCAUCCUCGUCUUCCCCGCCGCCGCCCAGAUCCGGCGUCCCUGGCCCCGGCGGCCCGCAGCUCGCGGCAGGCCGCCCGGUCGGUCUCUCCUCACUAUCGAGGCUCGGCCCGGCCCCGCUGGGCAGCUCCUCCCCGACGCCCUCCUGCAGUUUCUUUUACCACCAGAAAGGAAAAGGGAGACACGGAUCACGAUGGCGUUGCGGCAGGCGCUGGGAUGGUCAGACGGGGAGGUGAUGCGGCCGGAGUCCAAGCCCUGCUCCCGCCUGAUGCGUCACACCGCGGGCAUCUUCUCUGUGGGUGGCGCCCUCGCUUCCUGGGUUCUCUGUCGCCUUCACUAUGGUCCGAGGAUAACGGUCCCGAGGAGCGUGAGGUGGGCGUCCUGUGGAGCGAUCUGCGUGAGCUCGGCGUCGGCCUCGCUGGUGCGGCUCUUGAGCCCGGAGUGCGAGCCGCAGAACAUAGCGGCUUACGACAGGCCCGAACACAAGCCUGCAUAGUGGUACAUGUAUCUUGGAGGCGAGGUUCUUGAUGAUCUAUCCCAGGAGAUGGAGACACAUUUAUCUGCCAUUGUCGUGUGAGAGAGGUUCAUUUACGCAUAACCUAGCUGCCCAGGAGUUCAAUAAUGUGUCAUUUUUCCUGACCGUUGCUGCAGAGUUUUUUCUUCUUCUGAAAGUGCCGUAUUCAGUAA
This is a messenger RNA of Triticum aestivum (bread wheat), 745 nucleotides long. RefSeq lists its product as uncharacterized. The record is from RefSeq and is a predicted model, not a curated record. Bases 252 to 554 code for a protein of 100 amino acids. The transcript is spliced from 3 exons. Lineage: Eukaryota; Viridiplantae; Streptophyta; Magnoliopsida; Poales; Poaceae.